AUGACGCCAUCUAGCGACGACCAGAAUAUUGUUAACUCGCUGAGUGAGAUUCGACACGCACAGUCCCAGCUAGCUGCUGCUGUUGAUACGCUCACGGCGGCCAUUGACAUGCCGCAACCACCUGGCUCGACUUCAAUGCCAGCAGUACUUAAUCGAGACCCGAGCCUGGGCCAGAAUGACCCAGGCGAGACAGGAUUGGAGCCGCAGAACUCUUCGUUGCUGGCCCAAAAGUCGGGCUUCACAUCUCGCAUCGUGCUCACCGGCGGCUCGUACUCGGUAUACUACGCACUAGCGGUCGCCAGCAGGGAGCUCAAUACAGACCACAGACCUGAUUUCACCAAUACCGAACCUGCCGCCAAUAUCGGACCAUUUGCUCAAUGGGGCGAUAAGAAGAAGAUUGUAGCCAUGGAUCCCUGGGGCCAUCUAACGCCGUGGCAGUAUAAGGACAUAAUGGAGAAAGAAAACAUUGACUUACGACCUACCAUUGCCAUCACGAAAGCGCAUAUGAAGCUUCCGGAGUUGGAAGAAAGCGUGCGAUUGGGCAGACUUGUCCCCGACGGAAAAGUCUGCUUGAACAAGCAGGGAGAAUUGGCUGUCACGAAAUUUGCAGUAGAACCGCUAUCCGGAGGCAAGUAUGCAGGCUCCCAUGGCGCAUCACAGCAAACUCACAGCAUUCAGUUGAUCACCCGUGGCGAUAUCAAGGUGUUUCUGCCGCCAAUAGAUAAAGGGGGCCUCACUGUUUACUGUUUCGGCGAUCCAAGCAAGAUGUCAGAUGACUCUGUCCGUCUGUCGCUACGAAUUCACGACGAAUGUAAUGGAAGUGACGUCUUCGGAUCAGACAUCUGUACCUGCCGGCCAUAUCUUAUUUUUGGCAUAGAAGAGGCCGUGAAGGAAGCCCAGAAUGGGGGCAGUGGCGUCGUUAUCUAUUUCAGAAAAGAAGGAAGAGCACUUGGCGAAGUGACAAAGUAUUGUAAGGCAAAGAGACAGCGAUUGGUCUAUAAUGCCCGUAAGCGUGGAGCUGACCGAGCCUCGGACUAUUUCACACGAACAGAGAACAUUGCUGGAGUAAAGGACAUGAGGUUUCAGGCUCUUAUGCCGGACAUUCUCCACUGGCUAGGCGUCAAGAAAAUCGACCGCAUGCUGAGCAUGAGCAACAUGAAGCACGAUGCCAUCGUUGACCAAGGAAUUCCCAUCCACGAGAGAGUCGAGCUACCCGAAGAACUUAUCCCUGCAGACUCGCGUGUAGAGAUCGAUGCCAAAAUUACAGCGGGAUACUUUACUGCCGGAAAACGUUUGACGUCGGAGGAGCUCCAGUCUGUUCAAGGCAGGAUGUGGGAAGAAUUUAUGCCGCCUCAUGCGCUCGUGGAGACAAACAUGGACCUACGGCAUUCCAUCUCUUCAAGUUAG
Molecule: messenger RNA, 1407 nt
Organism: Beauveria bassiana ARSEF 2860
Lineage: Eukaryota; Fungi; Ascomycota; Sordariomycetes; Hypocreales; Cordycipitaceae
Product: GTP cyclohydrolase II
Exons: 15
Coding region: 1-1407 (468 amino acids)
Biological process (GO): riboflavin biosynthetic process
Molecular function (GO): GTP cyclohydrolase II activity
Source: RefSeq, a predicted model, not a curated record